AUGCAAUUGUUUGCCGUGAUGUUGGCCUUUUAUUUGUGGUAUUCGACAGUGAUGCAUGAUGUGAGAAUUGAAGAAAAGUGUUUUCGGUAUGCGUCGUGUGGGAUUUGGGUAAUCAAUGCGAUAAUGCAGGUGGCGAGUUGGGUAAGUGCACGCCGAGAAAAGAAUUGGGGAGCGGAGCCGAAUCAGUUGUAUUGUAAAGGGUCGAACGACUGGUUGGCUUUUAUGAUACCGUCAAUUAUUGUUUCGGCUAUUGCUACUUUUUUUGCUUGCCAUUCUAGUGUAUUGACUUUCAGGCGUUGGCGACUAUUCAGACAAAAACAAACUAGAGGCACAGCCAUAAAGCUGGGAUUAGCUGUGCGUCUAUGCGUUUACAGUUUAUUUUAUGCCAUGAUAUCAUUGGCUUCAUACAUUCCACGUAUAAUUCAGAAUAUUCCUGAUUCGGAGGAUUUGACACUUUCAGAGUUUUCUGGGAGCGCAUCGGGAAUCUUUUUAUUUCUAACGUUUGGAACAACAAAAUCUGCUGCAGUCUUCUUACCAUGUUGCUACUAUGCACCACCAGAGUCACAACUUCUGAGCAACGCUAUGUCAAUAUCAAAUUCUUUUGCUUCUACUACUCAUGAGCCGGAUCAUGCUAUUCAAAAAGUGGAUUCGAAUGAUUUGAACUAUUUCGUAGAUGAUGCAGAUGAUGGCGACAAUGAUGCUAAGGGUGAUGGAGAUGACGAAGUGGGUGGCGAAGAAGGUAAUGAGAAUGUUUCAUAA
Ambispora gerdemannii is the source of this 759-nucleotide messenger RNA. The record is from the annotation of a GenBank genome assembly. NCBI's taxonomy places the organism in Eukaryota, Fungi, Glomeromycota, Glomeromycetes, Archaeosporales, Ambisporaceae.